GGACCCGCAUCGUGAACUACGAGAGUCAGUUGGAGAAACAAGCGAUUUGUACGAUGAAGUGUGUUGCUUGAACCAUCUGAGUUUUGCAUGUUCAUUGGGCACCGAUGGAUUCAGCUUCUAUGCAAGUAGCAACCUCAAAAUUUGUUCUUUGCCCCAAUGCUUCAGCGGCUAAGGUUGCAGGUUCCAAGAAGAUUGCCACCGUCAAUUUCAGGUCCAAAUUCAAAGGAUGUGAAACCAAAAUCCAUGUCGUUUCCUCAAAUGGCUCUGUCUCUAGCUCCUCUUCGCGUCGGUCUGUAUCAAGUUUGAAAGCAGAUGAUAACAAACGCAGAAGUAAUCUUGAAUCUCUGUUUUGUUAUGAUAAAGCCAUUCCAGAAGAAAUAAUUGAGAAGCCUGUUGGGCUAUCUUUGGAAGAAAAAUCUAUUGGUAACAAUUCCAGAUGCACUGAUUGCGAGGCCAAAGGUGCUGUGCUUUGUGUCACUUGUGCUGGUUCUGGUCUAUACGUUGAUUCCAUAUUGGAAAGCCAGGGCAUAAUUGUUAAAGUUCGUUGCUUAGGCUGUGGGGGAACAGGCAAUAUAAUGUGUGCAGAAUGUGGCGGACGAGGUCAUCUGGGACCUAAAUGAUCAAAGUCUUCACGUUUUUGAAUUUUGUUGUACAACCAAUAUGUAGUCUUUUUGGCUGAUAUUGCAUGUAACCAUUUUAUUUUUAUUGUUUUGUAAAUCAAGGAGUCGUCAUGCCUGAAAAAAAAAUAAGAUAUUUACAAAAUUCUCUGCUAUUUCUAAAGCAUGAGCUUGUAAUCAGAUCAGAUGGCUGUCAUAUUUAUUCUUAAUUAUGUGAUUCCUCGAAGUACUUGUAAUAAUACUUUUACAUGAAAGUUACAGACAGUUGAUUUAUUUCUUUAAGGAAAAUUGUGUCCCUUUUGAUUUGUA
Vigna unguiculata (cowpea) is the source of this 926-nucleotide messenger RNA. Its product is annotated as DnaJ/Hsp40 cysteine-rich domain superfamily protein. NCBI's taxonomy places the organism in Eukaryota, Viridiplantae, Streptophyta, Magnoliopsida, Fabales, Fabaceae. The record is from RefSeq and is a predicted model, not a curated record.